Messenger RNA from Blastomyces gilchristii SLH14081, 5277 nucleotides. RefSeq names its product DNA topoisomerase II. The transcript is spliced from 5 exons. Gene Ontology annotation, molecular function: ATP binding; DNA topoisomerase type II (double strand cut, ATP-hydrolyzing) activity; DNA binding. Bases 1 to 5277 code for a protein of 1758 amino acids. The record is from RefSeq and is a predicted model, not a curated record. Gene Ontology annotation, biological process: sister chromatid segregation; DNA topological change; resolution of meiotic recombination intermediates. NCBI's taxonomy places the organism in Eukaryota, Fungi, Ascomycota, Eurotiomycetes, Onygenales, Ajellomycetaceae. Gene Ontology annotation, cellular component: nucleus.
AUGGACUCCCCAAUAGACUCCGUUUUCGAGGACGAUGGUGCUAGUUCUGAUUUCAUCCCAGAGGUGCCGAAGUCCAAAGCAAAGGCUCCCAAGAAAGCUGCUACAGCGACCAAGCCCAGAGCCCCUGCGAAAAAGACGGCUAAAGCCUCUGCUAAGCCGAAAGGUGCAGCUGCCACCAAAAAGAAGGCGAAAGUAGACACCGAGGAAGAACUUUCAGAUUACGAUGAAGCUGGCGGUGACGAUGUCGCGUCCUUACUCUCAGCUACUCCCCCAAAUGCUGCUGCGAAGGGGAAGAAAUCUGGGGGUUCCAAAAAGACAUCUAGCAAGCCCCUGGGGAAUGUGGAAAAUGAAUCGUUCGGAAUGGAUGGCGCAGCUACCCCAAAGGAGAGCAGUGAGAGGUACCAGAAACUUACCCAACUAGAACACAUCAUUAAACGACCAGACACAUACAUCGGCUCUAUCGAGCGGUCAACGAACCAAAUGUGGGUUUACAACUCAGAAUCCGAGUCAAUGGAGUUUCGAGAAGUUUCGUAUGUGCCUGGUCUCUACAAAAUAUUUGAUGAGAUUCUGGUCAACGCUGCCGAUAAUAGGCACAACGAUAAAAACAUGGACGAGAUUCGGGUCACGGUAAACAGGGAAUCUGGCGAAAUAAGUGUCUGGAACAAUGGUCGCGGCAUUCCCAUUGAGAUACACUCGAGAGAAAAAGUCUACAUACCUGAGCUGAUUUUCGGUCACCUCCUUACCUCGUCCAACUACAAUGACGACCAACAAAAGGUGACUGGUGGGCGUAACGGUUAUGGUGCCAAGCUCUGUAAUAUCUUCAGCACGGAAUUUACUCUCGAAACCGCAGACUCAAAGUUAAAGAAGAAAUACAAACAAACAUGGACCGACAAUAUGUCCAAGAUGGGAAAGCCAAAGAUAACGGAUUGCAAAGGCGAUGACUAUACCAAGGUUACAUUCACUCCAGACUUCAAGAAGUUCGGAAUGGACGGGAUCGAUGACGACUUCGAGGCUCUGGUUAAGCGUCGAGUCUAUGACCUGGCAGGGACUUGCAAGGUCACAGUUAAAUUAAACGGAUCGCGCGUCCCCGUCCGCAAUUUCAAACAGUAUAUGCAAAUGUAUACUAAUGCCAUCAAAAAAGAGCGAGGUGAAGAAGCUUGCAGGGACAAAUCCGAGAUCAUCACUGACAACCCAGACCCCCGAUGGGAAAUCGGGUUUGCUGUCUCGGAUGGUUCGUUUCAGCAGGUUUCAUUUGUUAACUCCAUUGCGACAACAUCAGGCGGCUCCCAUGUCAAUACAGUUGCCGACCAGAUUUGUAACAAACUUGUGGAGGUGGUUAAAAAGAAGAACAAAACCGGUGCCACCCUUAAACCAGCCCAAAUUCGAAAUCACAUAUUUGUAUUUGUGAACUCGCAGAUCGUCAACCCUGCGUUUACAUCCCAGACUAAGGAACAGUUGACAACGAAGCCGAGCCAGUUUGGCAGCAAAUGUGUCUUGUCGGAUGAUUUCCUCAAAAAGAUCCUGAAAACGCAAGUGAUGGAAAAUAUUAUGCAUUUCGCUGAGAAGAAGGCUGAUCAAAUCCUGAAAAAGUCGGACGGCAAUCGACGAUCACGCAUGAACAACCCGAAACUAACUGAUGCGAAUAAAGCUGGAACGAAAGACGGACAUCACUGUACUCUCAUUCUGACUGAAGGAGAUUCUGCAAAGGGACUGGCUAUGGCCGGCCGAGCCAUUGUUGGACCUGAUCUUUUUGGUGUAUUCCCUUUGCGCGGAAAACUGCUCAAUGUUCGGGACGCCUCUGUUGAUCAGAUAUCUAAAAAUGCAGAAAUCCAAAACAUCAAAAAUUUCCUCGGGCUCCAACACAAGAAAGAAUAUACCGACACCAAGGGCCUCCGCUACGGACAUCUCAUGAUAAUGACUGAUCAGGAUCAUGAUGGAAGCCAUAUCAAGGGCCUAUUGAUCAACUUUUUCCAAGUUGCAUUCCCAAGUUUGCUUAAAAUACCCCAGUUCUUGAUCGAAUUUAUCACACCCAUCGUCAAAGUGUGGAAGGGAGAUCCGAAGAACCCAACGAUAUCCAAAUCCUUUUUCACAAUGCAAGAAUACGAAACAUGGCUAGAGAUCCAUGGCCACGAUAAACGGUGGGAAAAGAAGUACUACAAGGGUUUGGGUACCAGUACGACAGAUGACGCCGAAAUUUAUUUCCGUGACUUGGACAGGCAUCUGAAGCAAUUCCAUGUCAUGCGGGAUCAUGAGGCAGAGCUUAUAGAUCUUGCAUUUUCAAAGAAAAAGGCCGAUGAGCGGAAAGAGUGGCUUCGUCAGUUUAAGCCUGGUACUUUCCUAGACCAUACGACUGAAGAGAUCACCUAUACUGAUUUCAUCAACAAGGAACUUAUCCUUUUCAGUAUGGCUGACAACAUCCGUUCUAUCCCUUCCGUUAUUGACGGUUUGAAACCGGGACAACGUAAAGUCCUAUAUACCUGCUUCAAGCUCAAUGUCAAAAAAGAUAUGAAAGUAGCCGAGCUCAGUGGUUACGUUCUUGGACUGACUGCCUAUCAGCAUGGAGAUGCGUCGUUACAGCAAACCAUUAUCGGCCUAGCUCAGAACUUUGUAGGAUCAAACAAUAUCAACUGCUUGGAGCCAAGUGGAAACUUCGGUUCUCGUUUGCAAGGUGGAUCUGACGCUGCUAGCCCACGUUAUAUCUAUACCCGACUUUCACCGUUUGCCAGACGAAUAUUCCACGAAGCAGAUGGGCCUCUGCUGACAUAUAACGUUGAUGAUGGCCAGGUAAUCGAGCCGGAGACUUACUUCCCCGUUGUGCCUAUGAUUUUGAUCAACGGUGCUGACGGCAUCGGAACUGGCUGGAGCACUUCCAUUCCGAACUACAAUCCUGAGGAAAUUGUCGCGAAUAUAAAGCGUCUCAUGGUUGGUGAACCUGUGGUCCCUAUGCAGCCUUGGUUCCGAGGGUUUACUGGGGAGGUUGUCUCGAUGGGUGGGGAACGGUACAAAUUUAGCGGGAGAUUCUCGCAAAUUGGAGACAAUGAAAUCGAAAUCACCGAGCUACCCAUCCGUUCCUGGACGCAGGACUUUAAAGAUCGUCUCGAGGAAAUCAUCAAGGCGGAAAAAAUCCCCUCGUUCAUCAAGGACUACAAGGACUACAAUACCCAUACCAAAGUCCACUUUGUAAUUCAGUUGGAUGAGAAGCACGCAAAGAAGACAAUCGCUGAAGGCCUGGAAGAGAAGCUCAAACUAACCAAAACCCUCGCCACUUCAAAUCUCGUGGCGUUUGAUUCCGAAGGGCGAAUCACCAAGUACGAGUCCCCCGAGCAUAUCCUUCAAGAAUUCUAUUCUGUCAGGAUUAAGCUAUAUGAAAAGCGGAAGCAACAUCAACUUUCCCAGAUGCAGAAAGAUCUGGAGAAACUGAGCAACCAAGCUCGGUUUGUUCAGAUGAUUAUCGACGGGAAGCUUGUUAUUUCGAAAAAGCCAAAGGCACAGUUGGUGCAAGAGCUGAAGGAGAAGGGUUUCAAAGCUAUAGCUAAGGUUUCUGACGCUGCCAAGCAAGGCGAAAAGGCACCUGUCGUGAAUCGGGACGACGAGGAAAGUAGCGACAGCGAGGAUACGGAGCUUGCCGCUAAUUCUUUCGACUAUUUGCUUGAGGAAUGGAAAUUCCAACUUGAGGACGAAGGUCGCCGUCAAGCUAAGCGUGCGAAGAGUGCCCGUCGCGUAUCUACGAAACUCAAGACGGCUACUAAAGGUGGUAAGAAACGCAAGGCUGCCGAUGACGAUGAUAGUGAUUUCGGCCUUCCUAAACCGAAGAAAUCUGCCAAAUCAACUACUAUGAAUCGAAUAAAGCCGCAGGGCGACCUUCUUAACUAUGUGAGCAGUAAUGCGUCUAGGAAACCUAAACCGAGCAGCGACAAGGGUUUUGGUGGUGCCGACGGUGCGAGCGGUUUGGAUGAUGAGGAUGAUUUCGAACCAGAAAUCCUCCCAACUAGGAAGCCGAGAGCUGCUUCUUCUAAACCUAUGAAGCCUAUUGAGCUUGACGGGUUGAGCGAUUUCGACGAAUUUGAGCCGAAAGUCAAAGAAACUUCUAGGACGGCAUCCCCAAAGCCUGCCGAGCCCCGUGAUGUGGAUAUGGACACAGGGACUGGUGGACCAAGUGAACCUGAUGAUAUUCAACCGAUGCCUGUGCCUCCCAAGAAAACGAAAGCACAACCCUCGAAAGGAAAGCCAGGGAAGUCAGCUGCUGCACUUGAAAGCGAUUUCGAAGAAUCUAAGUCUGCAGCUUUGCCGGAGAAGAAAAGUAAGAAAGCGGCUCCCCCACCUCAGAGGAUUCCCCUGAACGAUGAUGAUGGCUCAGAUGUGGAAAUCGUAUCGAGAAGGCCCGCACGCCAAGCGAGAACGAAUCGCAAACCUAUCACGUUCAACAACUCAAGCGAGUCUGACAGCGACGAUGGUGAUGAUUUGCUUGGGGAUGUCAGCCAGAUGGUGAAGGGAAUUGGCCGUUCUGCCGACGCAUCAUCGGAGUGUCGAACUCUUUUUUCCGAACUCUCACGCCCAGGUACUAGCGCCGGCACUAAACCGGCGACAUCGUCAUCAUCAAAAACUCCCAAAGCCACUAGUAACGAUAUUUUUGAUCCCGAUGAAACGGACUACUCGAAACUUAUUCCUCAGAAUUCUCCGAGGAGGUCGCUUCUAGUGAAACCUAAGGAUGCUAAAUUUUCCAGUGAUGAGGGUGAGGGUGCAGGUAGCGAUUCGGACGCGGUCGUCACUUCAAGGUCAGCGGCAGCUGCUAGAGCAAAGCCUAGUACCGCCCCUCGGAAGCCCGCUGCAAAAACAACCAAGUCUACCUCUACCGCCAGAAAGCCCACUACCAAACCCAAAGCCACCGCUGCGGCCCCAGCCAAGAAAACCGUCCUUUCCCCCGCCGCCAAAGCCUAUGCUGCGAAGAAAGCUAAGUCGCAGAAACUAACAGAUUCACUGUCCGAUGAUGACGGCGGCGAUGAUAUCGAUGCGAUGGCGAAUGACAUUCUCGAUUCCCCGGUACCAGCUAGAAAGGGAAAGGGUAAAGGAAAGGGACGGCAUGAUAGUUUCGAUGUGGAUGAUUCCGAAGAUGAGGUGGUUGCUCCAGUGCCAGCACGGACCGCUGGGGGUCGUCCAUCACGUCGGGCAGCCGCGGUAGCAAAGAAACCUACGUACGUAGUUGAUGUUGAUAGCGAUGAGGAAGAUGAGGAAGAUGAUGGCGAUGGGUCGAGUGAAGAGUUUUCUGAUAUUGAUUAG